This is a messenger RNA of Thamnophis elegans (Western terrestrial garter snake), 782 nucleotides long. Its product is annotated as 5-hydroxytryptamine receptor 7-like. Bases 195 to 782 code for a protein of 195 amino acids. Gene Ontology annotation, cellular component: membrane. The record is from RefSeq and is a predicted model, not a curated record. NCBI's taxonomy places the organism in Eukaryota, Metazoa, Chordata, Lepidosauria, Squamata, Natricidae. Gene Ontology annotation, molecular function: G protein-coupled receptor activity. Gene Ontology annotation, biological process: adenylate cyclase-activating adrenergic receptor signaling pathway. The transcript has a single exon.
ACGAUGCCAGCGGCGGGGAAGCGGCGCUUGGUCUCCCUCCCCGGCUCCAGGUGAAGCGGGCCGAGAGAGGAGCAGCUUCGGCGGCCGGGGGGGCGUAAGCAGCAGCCGGAGCGCUGGGACCCACCGCCGCCGUCGCGUGGAGCAGCGGGCAUGCGGGCUGGCGGCGGUGGGCACCGUGGGUAGCCCUCCUCAACAUGGGGCUGGUUUGCCACGGUGCCAGCAGCUGCCCCGUCUUGGCUAGCGGCACGUCGGACUCCUGGGCGCCGGAGCGGCCGUUGCGGGGUGGCACCGGCGGGGCUAGGAUGAUUUCGGGCUCCUUGAAUCCGCCCCGUUUAGGGAUCGGAGGGAAACUCCUGCAAGGGGUCACCGCCAAUCCCAGCGGCGUCGUCGGAGGAGGCGUCGGUGGGAGCAGCCCCGGUCCCAGCCCGGGCAACGCCACGCAUUGCGGCGAGCAGAUCCUGAGCUACGGCAACGUGGAGAAAGUGGUGAUCGGGGCCGCCUUGACGCUCAUCACCCUGCUGACCAUCGCGGGCAACUGCUUGGUGGUCAUCUCGGUCUGCUUCGUCAAGAAGCUCCGCCAGCCUUCCAACUAUCUCAUCGUCUCGCUGGCUUUGGCCGACCUGUCGGUGGCCGUGGCCGUCAUGCCCUUCGUCAGCGUCACCGACCUCAUCGGGGGCGAGUGGAUCUUCGGCAGGGCCUUCUGCAACAUCUUCAUCGCCAUGGACGUGAUGUGCUGCACCGCUUCCAUUAUGACCCUCUGCGUGAUCAGCAUCGACAGGUGA